Molecule: messenger RNA, 2632 nt
Organism: Solea solea (common sole)
Lineage: Eukaryota; Metazoa; Chordata; Actinopteri; Pleuronectiformes; Soleidae
Product: DNA topoisomerase I, mitochondrial
Exons: 20
Coding region: 146-2377 (743 amino acids)
Biological process (GO): chromosome segregation; DNA replication; DNA topological change
Cellular component (GO): chromosome; nucleolus
Molecular function (GO): DNA topoisomerase type I (single strand cut, ATP-independent) activity; DNA binding
Source: RefSeq, a predicted model, not a curated record
CACAGUUCGCGUUGAAACGACGCCGGUUCAGGUCAACGCUAGCAAAAGAAACCGCACAAGAACCCGCCUCGUCCAUCACCAACCGCCUAAAGGGUUGUUGGUUUUUUUACUCAUUUGCUGACAUAUAGCGUGGUCCAUCUGAGAGAUGGGACGAGAGAAUGACUCUAAAGGCGACAGGAAGGCUAAGCAUAAACCAACGAAACUGAAGAAGCUAAGUGGCCCUGAAAGCGCCGGUGCCGGUGGAGAUACAGCCAAGAGCAGCACAAAGCCCACAAAAUCUACUGAGAAAACUGACAAUGGAAAGUCUAAGAAGGUCAAAAAAUCUAAGCCAGAGACCCCGGAUUCUACCGACAGUGCCAGCAAUCUGGUGAAACUGGAGUCAGAUGAUGAGGACUUCACUGUGAAAAAGAAAGGGUUGAAAAGGAAAAGAAUUAAAGACGAGCCCACGGAUGAUGUGUCACUUUCCAUUGCUACAACCACCCCUAAGAAGAAACCUAAGCAACUUGAGCAGAAAGACAAACGUGAGGGAGACGCUUCGAAAAAGAAGCCAAAGACGAAAACGGAGAAGGUGGUGAAGGAGGAGGAAGGAGAUAACCCGGUCUCAAAAAAACCGAGGAAGACGAAGGAGGAGGCAAAACUGCUGAAGAUCAAAAAGAAGGAAGAGGAGGAGCAGAGUCGCUGGAGAUGGUGGGAGGAAGAAAAGUAUGACGAUGGGGUGAAAUGGAAGUUCCUGGAACACAAAGGGCCCUACUUUCCACCUGAGUACCAGGCCCUACCCGACAACGUAAACUUUUACUACAACGGUAAGAAGGUGAAGCUGAGCCUGGCAACUGAGGAGGUGGCCCUGUUCUUUGCCCAGAUGUUGGACCAUGAGUACACCACCAAAAAGGUCUUCCGGGAGAACUUCUUUAUCGACUGGAGGAAGGAAAUGACGAACGAGGAGAGGUUACUGAUCCAGGAUCUUGACAAAUGUGACUUCAGCGAGAUGCAUGCCAUGCACAAAGCCAAGGUGGAGGCCAGGAAAAACAUGACCAAGGAGGAAAAGCUGGUUAUAAAAGAAGCCAAUCAGAAGAUAACGGACGAGUAUGGCUACUGUAUGCUGGACCGUCACAAGGAGCGCAUUGGCAAUUUUAAGAUUGAGCCUCCGGGGCUGUUCAGGGGUCGAGGUGAGCACCCUAAACAGGGCAUGCUGAAGAAAAGGAUUCAGCCAGAGGACGUCAUCAUCAACUGCAGCAGAGAGUCCUGUAUCCCAGUGCCACCUGCUGGUCACCGGUGGAAAGAGGUUCGACACGAUAACAGCGUGACGUGGCUGGCCAGCUGGACUGAGAACAUCCAGGGUGCCAUUAAAUACAUCAUGCUCAGUGCCAACUCCAAACUCAAGGGAGAAAAGGACUGGGAGAAAUACGAGGUCGCUCGGAAACUGAAGACACUUGUGGACAACAUCCGCUACCAGUACCUUCAGGACCUUAAGUCUAAGCUGAUGAAAACACGCCAGAGAGCCGUGGCGCUCUAUUUCAUCGACAAGCUGGCGCUGAGAGCUGGUAAUGAGAAGGAGGAGGGAGAAUCGGCAGACACAGUGGGCUGUUGCUCGCUACGCGUUGAGCACAUCACCCUGCAUGAGCAACUGGAUGGAAAGGAUAAUGUGGUGGAGUUCGACUUCCUGGGUAAAGACUCAAUUCGCUACUACAACAAGGUCCCCGUCAUUAAGCAGGUUUUUAAGAAUCUUAAAAUGUUUAUGCAAAACAAAGAUCCUGGGGACGAGCUCUUCGACCGCCUCAAUACGUCUAUUCUGAACAAGCAUCUGAGUUCUCUGAUGCCGGGUCUGUCGGCAAAGGUCUUCAGGACCUACAACGCCUCCAUCACGCUGCAGGAGCAGCUCACCAAGCUCACCAACAAGUCCGACAAUGAGGCAGAGAAGCUGUUGUCCUACAACAGGGCGAACAGAGCAGUUGCUAUUCUGUGUAACCACCAGCGGGCGCCACCAAAGACCUUUGAUCAGUCAAUGGCCAAUCUGCAGGUCAAGAUCGAUGCCAGGAAGGAAAAGCUGGCCCUCGCUAAGACGGAGCUGAAACAGGCCAAGACGGAGGCCAAGACCAAAGGCAACCCAGACCCGAAGCUGCAGGCGCUGGUGAUGCGGAAGAAGGCGGCAGUGACGCGUUGUGAGGAGCAGCUGCUGAAGAUGGAGGUGCAGGCGACUGACAGAGAAGAGAACAAACAGAUCGCACUGGGUACCUCAAAGCUCAACUACCUAGACCCACGCAUCAGCGUGGCCUGGUGUAAGAACACGGAGGUACCUGUAGAAAAAAUAUACAAUAAAAGCCAAAGGGACAAGUUUGCCUGGGCCAUCGACAUGACAGACGCAGACUUUGAGUUCUAACUGUCCAAUCUUCUUCAAAACAUGUCUCAUUAACUUUACAUUACAUUUAGCACUUAACUGUUUUCCUUUUUUUUUUUUUACACUUGCUGAUGUAUUCUGAGAGUGACAUCAUGUCUUAUCUUUGAGACAUGUUUUGUUUACUGUUUAUUUCUCUUUGUUAGUGUUCACACUUCCCUCUGAUGAUCACUGAUUGUGAGUGGGUUUUCUUUGUGCACUUGUGUUUUCAUUACUGCGAAUAAAGAUUCCAAUUAUGCA